Molecule: messenger RNA, 1328 nt
Organism: Thunnus maccoyii (southern bluefin tuna)
Lineage: Eukaryota; Metazoa; Chordata; Actinopteri; Scombriformes; Scombridae
Gene: ccdc32
Product: coiled-coil domain containing 32
Exons: 4
Coding region: 141-725 (194 amino acids)
Biological process (GO): cilium organization
Source: RefSeq, a predicted model, not a curated record
GCUCGUUAAAAGAUUGUGCAGUAUUGUGGAUCAUGGACACAGUCAGCCAGCUAGCGAGGCUAAUCUUUAAUCUUUAAAUUCAAACAUUAGAGGAAAUAUUAUUCAACCUGUCGAACAUUUAACACAGACACUGCAGCAGGAUGAUUGACGACUUUGAGAAUAAGGAGGUCCUCACCAGCGGGGAGCUGUGGUCCCAGAUCUGCUCUAGCCUGCCCGAGGUGCAAGCUGAAGCAACCCCGGAGAACAACACUGAGUUCAAAGACUCAUUCCAGCCGGCAGCACAAGUCGGAGUGCAGGUCAAUGGACAGUCAAAUGGGACAAAUACCAGUUCUCCCAGCGCCAAAUGGGAACCCAUGGAAGAUUCAGAGAUUUACAUUGCCAGUUUAGAGAACCGCCUGAAGAAAUUGAAAGGCCAGUCCAGUGAUGUGACCUCCAGGGACAUGUUGCGCUCCUUGUCUCAAGCCAAGAAGGAAUGCUGGGAUAGAUUCCUGCACGAUGCACAGACCUCAGAGCUCUUCCAAGGCAGUGACAUGGAUGAGAGUGCUCUCGAACACUUCAAGCGGUGGUUGAUUCCUGAGAAGGUGGCCAUCAGCGCAGAGGAGCUGGAAUAUCUCCUGAGGCCAUCGCAGAAUACGGAACCAGCUGGACCAAACCAAACACAGGAUGGAGAGGAGGCGGAGGGAGAGAGACACAAUUCUGAGGAAGAGCACAGCCCUGAGAAAUGAGUGUGUUGAAAUAGUAACACUGAAAGAAGAACUAAUUAAGGGUGCAUUCAGUUAAGGUGACUUGUGCGCUCAUUUUGAGCUGCGUUAUGUCACAGCUGUGUUUUGGCCAAAGCUUUUGUUAUCAGUUGUAAAAGAAGCAAUUACAGCCUGUCAUCAUCAUCUGUAUCCCCAGCAACUGAGUGUUUAAGUACUUUUUCAGUCACAUGUGUUUUUUGUCCUUGCUACUCAUCCUUUCAAUGCAUCACACCAUAAAAAUAUAUAAUACAGAUUUGGAAAUUAGACUAGUUUAUCCUGUAAUGGCAGAAUUAGCAUUUCAUCUGUGACUCCUACUAUAUCUGUCACAAGAAUGACUCUUAAAUAUGUAUGAAAAUGUUAAUCCAGGACCACAUGCAGUAUCAUGUUGUAAAUUAGACUCACAACAAUGUAACCAAUGCAUUAUAUUACAGAGAUGUUAUUUUUCUCUUUUUAAAAAUUGUGAUAUCUAGUGUAGGAAUACUCUGUGAUAUGUUCCUGAAAAUGUUGUAACAUAUUGUGUAACAUCUUUAUUUUUGCCAUGUUGAUUUUACAUAUGAAGUUUUAUCCAAUAAAAACAAGUAGAACUGA